AUGCCAAUAGAGGCUCUCCCGCAAGCCACGGUUCGAGCCAUUGGCUCCACCUCGGUCAUCUCUGAUCCAUGCUCCGUCGUGAAGGAGCUGCUAGACAAUGCAUUGGAUGCCGCCGCAUCCUCCGUGUCGGUGGAGAUUUCGCAGGAUACAGUGGACACCAUCCAAGUCAAAGACAACGGUCAUGGUGUGCAUGUCGAGGAUCAUGCCUUUGUUUGCAAGCACGCCUUUACAAGCAAGAUCUCGACGAUCGACGAUCUGAAAAAUGUUGGUGGGAAGACUCUAGGAUUUCGAGGUGAAGCUCUUGCGAGCAUUGCUGAGAUGGCGGGUUCGGUCAUCUUCACAACUCGUACCGCCUCGAAUAUGGUGGGCUUUCAGCUGGAAUAUGGGAGGAAUGGGGAAAUUAUCAAGUCUCAAAGGAUUGCACACCCAGUCGGAAGCACAGUGCGUAUCCGGCAUUUCUUGAAAAAUAUUCCAGUCCGAAGACAGGCCACGUUGAAAGGCAGUGCGAGAUGUCUCGGCAGGAUCAAAAGGCUUCUUCAAGACUACUCAAUGGCGCAGCCCUCCAAGCGGUUCUCCGUGAAGGUGAUGAAUGCUAAGAAAGAAAGCCUCAACUGGUCUUUUGUACCUGCUUCAAGUCCGUCAAUUCUGGAUGCGGCUACCAAAGUCAUUGGGCUUGAUGCCGCCGCUUGUUGCACAACGCAGGUAGCCUCGACUACAUCAGAGAUACCCGGAACGGACAGCCCUGCUCAGAGCCCAUAUAAAGUCGUGGCUUUUCUUCCAAACGUUGAUGCCGAUCCAUCAAAAAUCAACGGCAAAGGCCAAUUCAUCAGCAUAGACGGUCGACCGCUCUCCUCAGCAAGGGGACUGGGACACGAUCUUGUCAAGUCGUUCAAGUCUUGUAUUCGUGUGGCUUGGUUGGAACGUGGCGCUCCCAAGUCUGUCAAUGACCCCUUUAUGUGUCUCCAAAUCAGUUGUCCGCAGGGAAGCUACGACGUGAACGUCGAGCCUGGCAAGGACGAUGUGCUUCUAGAAGAUCGCGAGAUCUUAUUUGAUCUCUUUGAAGAGAUACUUACCUCUCAUUAUGGGGCGCUGCCAAAGUCUGCAACAAAAAACAAGCCUGAAAAGUCAACAGAUACAUCGUCUCGUGAGCAAGUAACGGGAUUCUCUCUACUGAUGGCCCGAAGACCCCUUCCCUCUACGGGAAAAGACGUGGACGAAACUCACAAUAUCCAAACUUCGAUCCGCUCUCCCGCUGUUGCACGGCAGCCUUUGGCGUCUAUUGGUCUGCUUUCGCCAGAGAUCACACCGCGCGAUCAGCGGCAACGAAGAGCCCUCGACACGACUGUUGUAACUAGCUCUCCAGAUGCGCGCUCAUCUGAACCCCGGGUUGCUUUAAGUGCCGACUCCGCCACUUUACAAGAGAACCAUGAGGUUUCUGAGCGCUUUUUGCAUAGGGCAAUUCGACCCGGUCUGUUGGGGAAUUUUGAAAGAGGUGCAACAAACGCCACUACCGGGGCUUCGCGAAGUCAAACAGACGGACCACGCGGCCAAUCGAGACUCACUCCAGUGAGUCCACUGAGGCCCCGUCAGUGCUCGCCCCCGGGUCAAGGAAUGGAGCGCAACCCUCAACACGGAAACAGUGCCAGAAAGGCGGCGCGCGCAAGGGACAGAGAGCGUUAUGGUAAUGGUGCUCUCGAUACAUGGUUCCAGCGUCUCACUCAAAGUUCCAUCAAUACUAGCUCGUCAGAGACCCAGAACCAGCCCGAUGCUGCCGAGCCUUCCCUUUCUGCACUUGCUGAAGCAAGAUUUAACCCCCCGUCCGACCCCCUGGUCACGUCCAAUAUCUCAGGUGAGAGUCAUCACUCCAGGACGAGAGGUCCGCCCAGUGAAGCUCCCGGGACUUCCGUGGAAUCAUCACCCGACCAAGCAGCGACAGAAACGGGUCAAGCUCAGACACGGCCUAUAGAUAGUGGUCGCGGGUAUCCUGUUCUCGAAAACUGGGCUGCCAGUGUUCACGAAGGUUUCGUGUCUGCACGUUCUCUCGAUUUGGAGCAAGCCCUUGACUUUGAGAGGCGGAAACGGGAAGUCAACAGAAAAGUCCGAACUCACUCCACGCGACCCAACCCGUCAAUAAGAAAAGUCUCGCUGGUCCAAGCCGACGAUUCGCAAAGUCUCGCCGCUGGAGAAUCACAUCCAACAAGAGGCGCCGCUGUAGGGUUUCAAGCCAUCACUCAUCUAGCAGCUGAUGAUCCGAGAGCCUACCUCAUCUCGCAUCAGAUGAAUGACGGGCCAGCUCGACGAGCGAGAACGAGUAAGCUCCCCUUGGAGAAUAUUAGCGAGGAGGACAAGCUUUAUGAAAAAUCUGUUGUCGUCGAGACAGAGGUUUCGGAAGUGGCGAAAGCGUUUCAUGACCUUGCCUCCAGUGAUCAAUAUACUCGAAAAAAGGAUGAGAACACUCAGCUGGUCUUCUCUGAUACCGCUGAUGCGACUGCCUUCCUGAGUGACAGACUGGUUGCGAUCGUCAGUCGGAGAUUUCAACACGAAGUCGGCUCUAGUCCAUUUGAGUUGCGCAACGAAAUUCAAGCAGCCUUGACAAAUCACGAGAAACGCCUAGAGGCAACUGAGGCCGGCCUUGUAUGA
Penicillium diatomitis is the source of this 2640-nucleotide messenger RNA. Its product is annotated as putative DNA mismatch repair protein. Gene Ontology annotation, cellular component: MutLalpha complex. The record is from RefSeq and is a predicted model, not a curated record. The coding region runs from base 1 to 2640 and encodes 879 amino acids. Gene Ontology annotation, molecular function: mismatched DNA binding; ATP hydrolysis activity; ATP binding. The transcript has 3 exons. Lineage: Eukaryota; Fungi; Ascomycota; Eurotiomycetes; Eurotiales; Aspergillaceae. Gene Ontology annotation, biological process: mismatch repair.